AUGCUGCUUGCUACGGGCCUAUCUGACGGUCUUCAUGGAAUGACACACCACUGCGACUACAACCACCACGACUCUUACCGCAUUCUAAAGCAACACAGCGGAAAGGCAUGGAAGAUGGAAGACAACAGAGCUAGAAGACAACGCUACGAAGUCCCCUACACAACCGCAGCCAUGGACGGCACUCUUCUGCUCCCAGACGACUCGAUGCUCUACACCUCGCAAGCAUCUUUCGCCCCCAUGUCCAGCCAACAGCCUGUCCAUCUGCCAGAGGAGUAUCUCCCAUACGGCAGCCAUCUCGACGGUUCUUCCUACUACCCAGCACCUGAGACUCAGCCCUACAUCUCGCACCAAUCCCCAUACUAUAACCCCGCAACCACUACCUCAGCCAACCAAGCCCAACCAAACUCACAAUGGCUUCACCCCUCACACGCCUCCACCUCCUCCCGCCAUCACCACCACCACCAUCACAGCAACACAUCCUACCAAGAGUCCAUCCCCUCCAUCGCCUCUUCCGACCUCGACCCAGACUUCGACGUCGACAUGGACCUGGACCUCGACAUGGACCCCCAAACAGCCGGAGGAGACCUCCUCUCCUCGCCAUCCCCAAACCCCCCAUCCCGCACCCCUUCAACCCACUCCACAAACACAAAAGACCUAACCCUCUACGGCACACCCUCCCUCAGCCACCCAGGCGCCUGGCGCUGCGCAUACCCAAACUGCACCUCGCCAUCCCUCUUCCGCCGCGGCUGCGACUUGCGCAAGCACUACAACAGACACAGGAAGCACCUCUUCUGCCGGCACGACGGGUGUCCGCAAUCCAACCCGCAGGUCCCCGGCGCUGGGUUCAGCAGUAAGAAGGACCGUGAUCGCCACGAGGCGAAGCAUAACCCCGGCAUUAUGUGUGAGUGGGCUGGGGAGGGAUGUACGAGGGUCUUUUCGCGCGUGGAUAACAUGAAGGACCAUGUGAGGAGGAUUCACCUGAGAGUGAACUAG
Molecule: messenger RNA, 993 nt
Organism: Aspergillus puulaauensis
Lineage: Eukaryota; Fungi; Ascomycota; Eurotiomycetes; Eurotiales; Aspergillaceae
Product: putative C2H2 transcription factor
Exons: 2
Coding region: 1-993 (330 amino acids)
Source: RefSeq, a predicted model, not a curated record